This is a messenger RNA of Hansenula ciferrii, 2268 nucleotides long. It is a transcript of the gene SIS2, whose product is annotated as phosphopantothenoylcysteine decarboxylase complex subunit SIS2. Gene Ontology annotation, biological process: coenzyme A biosynthetic process. Gene Ontology annotation, molecular function: phosphopantothenoylcysteine decarboxylase activity; FMN binding. The transcript has a single exon. Bases 1 to 2268 code for a protein of 755 amino acids. Gene Ontology annotation, cellular component: phosphopantothenoylcysteine decarboxylase complex. The record is from RefSeq and is a predicted model, not a curated record. NCBI's taxonomy places the organism in Eukaryota, Fungi, Ascomycota, Saccharomycetes, Phaffomycetales, Wickerhamomycetaceae.
AUGGGUGAAAAGAAAGUUGUUUAUCCAACAGAUUUGUUGAAUGAUUCCAACCAAAAUGAUGGAAUUAGUAAUGAUCCUACACAACAAUCAACUCAAUAUCAACAACAAAUUGAAGAACAAAUAAAGCAAAAACAUUCACAAAUACAGUCUAAAAAUGCUGCUAAUCUAAGACCAAGUGGUCCACAACCUACAAAUUCAAAAAUUUUGGAAUCAAAAGAUUUAAAACCAGUUAAAAUUAAGAAUUUACAACGUGAUAAUCAACCAACUCCAACUGAUUUAGCUUUAUCUUCAUUAAAAUGUCCUUCACCACCUCCAAUCCUAAAUAAUAGAGUAACUACAGGUCAAAAUGUUUCUUCAAAUUCAAUAAAUAAUAUUAUUCAUACUGAAUUUCAACAAAAAGAUUCAAAACAAACAAAUUAUGAUAAUAAUAUUAAUCAAACUAAUAAUGAAGAACAACAUAUUAAUCAACAAAAUUCACAAUCACAACCACAAUUACAACAAUCUCAAUCUCAAUUAGAUGGUUUACAACAUCCUCAACAAAAUAAUAAUUAUCAAGGUUUACAACAUCCAAAACCAACUGGAGUUACUAUAGAUGAUCCACAUUCAAGAUUAAUUAAUAGUCCAAGUACAGCUUCUCUUAAAGGUACUGUUCCAGCUGGUGGUGCUUUUCUUAGAGGUAGAGCUGCUGCUACUGCUGUAGUAGCUGCCGUUGCUGCUCAAACUGCAAGAGAUCGUGUGGGGUCUCAAAGUCCAAAAACCAAUAGUGCAUCAUCAACACCUGGUAAUGAAAUUUUAAGUCAACAAUCAUCAUCAAAUCCACCACCAAUUUUAGAAAGAGGUCAAAGUGGUAGUAUAAGUGGUGGUUCACCUCAAAAUGGUCAAGUUUUAUAUCAACAUUAUACACCAAGUUCAAGUGUUUUAAGUUCACCAAGUAAUGAACAUCCUCCAAAUAAUUCAAAUUAUGGUAAUUAUCAACAUCAACAAAAUUAUUUAAAAAGUCCAGAUAUGCAUGCACAUUUUUAUGUUGAAGAUACUAUACGUCAUGGAGGUGUUAGAUCAAGAUCAAAUAGUGGGAGUGCAAAUUAUGAUCAAAGAAAUAUAAGAGGUGUUUUAGAUGAAGGUAGAUCAAAUUCAAAUCAAGGUUUAACAACUCAAGGUCCAUCAACAAAUUUCCAAUUACCUCAAUUAAACAAAUCACCUUCAUCUUUAAGUCAACCACAACAACAAAAUCAACAAAAUUCACAACAAAUUGGUGGACAAAAUCAACAAUCUCAACAAUCACAACAACAAACACAAUCACAACAACCUGGUAAUAAAGAUGCAAAUCAAAAUAUUGAUCCAAGAUUACCAGAAGAUGAUGGUAAAUUACAUAUUUUAUUUGGUGCAUGUGGUUCAAUUGCUUCAAGUAAAAUUAAAUUAAUUGUUAAAAAAUUAGAAUCAAUUUAUGGUAAAGAUAAAAUUUCUGUUCAAUUAAUUUUAACAAGUGCAGCAGAGCAUUUUGUUUCAAGAGAUGAUUUUAAACCAAAUUGUACUAUAUGGAGAGACAAAGAUGAAUGGGGUACAUGGAAAAAUAGAACAGAUCCUGUUUUACAUAUUGAAUUACGUCGUUGGGCUGAUAUUUUAAUUGUUGCACCAUUAACUGCAAAUACUUUAUCAAAAAUUGGUUUAGGUCUUUGUGAUAAUUUAUUAACAAAUGUUAUUAGAGCUUGGAAUACUCAAUUUCCAAUUUUAUUAGCUCCAUCAAUGGUUACUUAUGCAUAUAAUUCUGCACCAACUAAAAGACAUUUAAAAACUAUUAAAGAAGAAAUGCCAUGGAUUGAAGUUUUAAAACCAGUUGAAAAAAUCAUUGGUAUUAAUGGUGAUAUUGGCAUGGGAGGUAUGAUGGACUAUAAUGAAAUUGUUGAUAAAGUUGUUCAUAAAUUAGGUGGUUAUCCAGAUGAAGAUGAUGAUGAUGAUGACGAUGAUAAUGAAGAUGAAGAUCUUGGAGAUGAUAAAGUUAAUCUUGAUAAUGAUGAUAACGAUGAUGAUGACGACGAUGACGAUGAUGACGACGAUGAUGAUGAUGAUGAUGAUGAUGACGAUAAUGACGAUGAUGAUAAUGCAUUAGAUGACGAUGAUGAUGAAGAAGAUGAUCAUACUAAUGGUGAUUCAACAAUAAGGAAACCAGAUAGUGAAGAAACAAAAGAAAAAGUUAGUCAAUUAACAAAAGGUAUAAGGAAAGUCACAGUUGCUGAAGAAGAUGCAUUAGCAGCUAAACAACAAAGUUAA